Messenger RNA from Cryphonectria parasitica EP155, 1589 nucleotides. RefSeq names its product Tom37/Metaxin-1. The transcript has 2 exons. Bases 1 to 1236 code for a protein of 411 amino acids. NCBI's taxonomy places the organism in Eukaryota, Fungi, Ascomycota, Sordariomycetes, Diaporthales, Cryphonectriaceae. Gene Ontology annotation, biological process: mitochondrion organization. Gene Ontology annotation, cellular component: SAM complex. The record is from RefSeq and is a predicted model, not a curated record.
AUGGUCCUCCAGCUCCACGUCUGGGGCCCAGCGUUUGGCCUGGCCUCCGUCGACGCCGAGUGUCUGGCGGCCAUCACGUACUUUGCAUAUGCCGUGCCGGCCUCUGCAUGGGAGCUUGUCACGAGCAGUCCCUCUGCUGUCCCUACCCGAGCCCUCCCUGCCCUCCAUGAGACCGCCUCAGGAACCUGGGUCAGUGGCUUCACAGCCGUCACAAGCUACCUGAGCACCACAAACCCGGCCUGGGACCUCGACCUCGCUGCGGGCCUGACCCAGCUGCAGGUCGCAGACGCUACAGCCUACACUGCUUUUCUCUCGAGCACGGCGGCACCCCUGCUCGCGCUCUCGCUGUACGUUUCGAGCGAGACCUGGGCUGCCACCACCCGCCCCGCCUAUAGCGGCAUUCUUCCCUUUCCUCUAACCUGGACGGAGCCCCCUGCCGUCCGCAGGCGCAUGUGUGCUGCCGCCGCACACCUCGGGCUGUCCGACUUGAACAUUGAUGACGUUGGUGACCAUGCUGGUGAGCAUGAGCACCGUGGCUUUCUGAAGGUCCCCGAGCGCCUACGCCCGCGGAACAAGAGCGUCAGGGCCGCUCUGGCUCCAGAACAAACCGCCCUCUUUAGACUCGAGGCCGUGGCGCGGGAGUGCCUCGGUGUGUUGGCGGAUGGACUGGGGAGAACGAGAGCACAACAGCAGCCGCGCCAUCCCGGCGCUGGAGGGUUCCUCUUCUUCGACGGCGAUCGCCUGGCCGCGCUGGACUGCUUAGCGUUUGGGUACCUGGCUCUAAUGCUCGUACCCGAGGUCCCGCGGCCCUGGCUGCGGGAUUUGAUGCGCAGGCGGUACGAUGGUCUCUGCGUCUUCGUGGACAGCGUGCGCGACGAGUUGUUUGGCGGCGACGUGGCGUCUCUACCCUGGCGGACCGAGGCUCCGGCAGGUAGUCCGUGGAGGGUCCUCCGCUUUGCCAGAGGCGUUGUUGAGGCCGCCGUGCCCGAGGACUGGCUGCUUGGAGAGUUGUCCCCCGCGCACCAGCAGGGCCAAGUGCAUCAAGUUGUCUCGAAUCGGCAACCAAGCAACGGCGGCCCCGCUGUCCUGUCAGCACUGGGGAGCUCAGCGGCCGUGCUGGGCCUCAUGGGGAGCGUUCUACUGUACCGACACCUGUCGCCUUUCGGGUCAGUGCUCUACCGCUGGGAGAUGCAGAGGAGGAAUCUGGGCGCUGCUGGAGCGUUCUUUGGGAUAUAGCCGGCCGGCCUGGCCUGGCCUGGCUGAUACAUUGUAGGUCGAGAGCCAAGGAGAAGGGCUCUCCUUCAUUUGCUUCCCGAAAUAUAACAGGACAGCUGGCGUAGCAGCGUGAUAGACGUUGCGCCUUGAAAGAUCAAUGAAUCAAUAAUGAUGAGAUCCAGAGACCUGAGACGACACCGUCAAUCAGCUUGGUUCUCAUCGCCAUCCACGCAGCAUGGUCGUUAUGCUUUCGAAGCACGAGAGGAAACCUCUAAGUCUUCUAUCACUGACAGGCACACUGACUGAACCAUGUAUUGCUUGCUACGAAAAAGAAACUAAACAUGAAGAAAACAAAAUAAAAAAAUAUUUUAUGC